CACGUUUAAAGACCUCUUCAGAAUUCAGCUUCCCUUCCCCUAAAAAAUGAUCUUGCCGUAUGUGAAAGGUUGGAUGUUUCAUCUUUAGAAAGCUCUGAACGUUCAAGUUCAUUUGUGAAUACCUCACAGACCGAUGAAAGUAUUGAUAUAUCAGAAGCCAAAGUUGUGGCAUCAGAAACCUGUGAUCUGAAAAUGAAAUUGUUGAUUACAAGGAAGCCUUCUAAUUCUGGGAGUUUACCAAGCACACCAAAAGGUACAGGAAAUAUGCAGAGCGCUUCACCGUAUGGUCUACGCCACACCGUGGACAGGAGGCAACGAGAAGCUGCGGCACGACUUGGCACUCCACAAAUUCCAUCUAAGUUCUCCACUCCAAAAAGCCAGAAGAAAACCAUCCCUACCCCAACUUACGAAGUUCAGCUUGAAAUGAGAGAGUCAGGUUUGCCAAAGCUUCGAUUUAAGAGGACAGAUUCCAGCUCUACUGUCGAUAUGACAAGUGGGGUUAGGGUUGAAGACUCUCCAACUGUGUAUUGCACUAGGAAAGCAGAAGAUGGUCUUUUUGGGUGAGACAUGGUGUAGUAAGCAUAUAAAGUUGGAAUCUGGUUGUGCUUCUCCUCGCCUGAGGUCCUCCUACAAUACCCCUGGGAAGAGUAGUCUGCAGACUUUAAUAUGCCAGUCUUAUACACCAAAAAGGUGUGCUUCUAAUACUGCUUCUCCAACACAAGCCGAUGCUGCCAGCCCUUGGACGCCAUCCCCAAAAUACAAAGAAAAAAAUGGCAAUGAUAUUAAUAACUGGCCACGGAAAAAGAAAGCAUCUGCAGUGAAAGGUGCUAAUGUGCCAAAGGGUGACCAUAUAAGUAGCACACCGUCAGCAGAAGAAGGAAGUCUAGAACAAGAUGCCAAUAAGAUUUCUCCUUUAAAUGACUUUGUGUUUGAUGGGGUCUCCAAACUUCAGGAGCAUUCUCCGGUCAUUGACUGGAAAGGUAAAAGUGAAAUUGGAGCAAUGACUGUUAAAUCUAGAAAACGAUGCUUUGACCUCUUCUCUCCCUCAAAAGAAACCCAGUCUAGUAGUAAACGAUCUUGUAUAUCGAGUGGUGCUGUUGAAGAUCUGGAAGAAUGUGUUUCUUCAAGUCAGAGUCGAUCCUCAAACUUGAGUUCAUCACAGCAAAGUUCUUGUGAAGAUGAGGUCUUUAACGUUGCUGUUAUCACACCACCAACAAAGGUACCAAAAAAUUCCUUAUCUGCAAGUGGCCUGUUCUCACUUACUCAGUCACCAAUGCUGUUUAAAAGAACGCCAUCUUCCAAGAGAAAGUUGCGAGAUUGUGAGUCCCAGCAAAGUACACCAGAGCAGAAAAGACCAGCACUUCAGUCCGGUAACCCUGAUGACUCCCCUUUCAGCAGUGCUCCCUCAAAGCGUACCAUCAGCAGAACAUAUACACGCAAAAAGCUCAUCACAUGA
Messenger RNA from Staurois parvus, 1456 nucleotides. The record is from the annotation of a GenBank genome assembly. Lineage: Eukaryota; Metazoa; Chordata; Amphibia; Anura; Ranidae.